UACACACUUCGUGUCUGUCGUCGGUCGUUCGUCGUUGUCGUCGUCGUGUGUGCAGUUCAUGAUAAACAAUUUAAAAUAAAUAACAAAUUUCAUAGACUUAUGGUGCACUAAAGUAAACAAACUGGCCACAAAAGCGGACCACAAGUGUUUAAUUGUACGCACUAUCCGCCCGUUGAUAGCUAUACCGGUUAUCGGGUAACUCCACCCCAAAGCAGUCACCAGCACAACAACAACAACAGCAACAACAACAACAACAGCAGUAAUAGCAACAACAACAAUCACUGCAGCAGCAGCAGCAACAACCACAACAACAACAACAGCAGCCACAUCCACAGAAUGGACACGGACGAUGUCGAAUCGAACACAAGCAGCGCCAUCACCACAUUGGGCACCCUCUUCUCAUUCCAAUCGCCGGCCGUGAAAAAGUUACUCGGCUGGAAACAGGGCGACGAGGAGGAGAAAUGGGCCGAAAAGGCUGUCGACAGUUUGGUGAAGAAACUAAAGAAGCGCAAAGGCGCCAUCGAGGAACUGGAACGUGCCCUAUCCUGCCCCGGCCAGCCAUCCAAGUGUGUGACCAUACCACGAUCGCUAGAUGGACGAUUACAGGUAUCUCAUCGCAAGGGUCUGCCGCAUGUGAUUUAUUGCCGAGUCUGGCGCUGGCCGGACUUACAGUCGCAUCAUGAACUCAAACCGCUCGAAUUAUGCCAAUAUCCGUUUAGCGCCAAACAGAAGGAGGUCUGCAUUAAUCCGUAUCACUACAAGCGUGUGGAGAGUCCGGUGCUGCCGCCGGUCCUGGUGCCCAGACAUUCAGAGUUCGCGCCGGGUCACUCGAUGCUGCAGUUCAAUCAAAUGGCCGAGCCGAGCAUGCCGCACAACGUUAGCUACUCGAACAGUGGCUUCAACUCGCACAGUCUUAGCAAUAGCAACACAUCGGUGGGCAGUCCCAGUUCGGUUAAUUCCAAUCCAAAUUCGCCGUAUGACAGCCUGGCGGGCACACCGCCGCCCGCCUACAGCCCGUCGGAGGACGGCAACUCCAAUAAUCCGAACGAUGGCACACAAAUGCUCGACGCCCAGAUGGGCGAUGUGGCGCAGGUUAGCUACUCGGAGCCAGCCUUUUGGGCAUCCAUUGCCUACUACGAGCUUAAUUGCCGCGUCGGCGAGGUGUUCCACUGCAAUAACAAUUCGGUCAUUGUCGAUGGCUUCACGAAUCCAUCAAAUAACUCCGAUCGCUGCUGCCUCGGCCAGCUGAGCAAUGUGAAUCGCAACAGUACCAUAGAAAAUACACGCCGUCAUAUAGGUAAAGGCGUUCAUCUGUACUAUGUAACCGGGGAGGUAUAUGCCGAAUGCCUGUCCGAUUCCGCGAUAUUUGUGCAAUCGCGCAAUUGUAAUUAUCAUCACGGCUUCCAUCCGAGCACCGUGUGCAAAAUACCGCCCGGUUGUUCAUUAAAAAUCUUCAACAAUCAGGAAUUUGCUCAACUGCUAUCGCAAUCGGUUAACAAUGGAUUUGAGGCCGUUUACGAGCUAACAAAAAUGUGCACAAUACGCAUGUCCUUCGUGAAGGGCUGGGGUGCUGAAUAUCAUCGCCAGGAUGUUACCUCAACGCCCUGCUGGAUCGAGAUACAUUUGCAUGGGCCGCUGCAGUGGCUGGACAAGGUGCUCACACAGAUGGGAUCGCCGCAUAAUGCAAUUAGUUCCGUAUCCUAAGCUAAAGACAACUAAAUGG
This is a messenger RNA of Drosophila montana, 1723 nucleotides long. It is a transcript of the gene Mad, whose product is annotated as Mothers against dpp. The record is from RefSeq and is a predicted model, not a curated record. Gene Ontology annotation, molecular function: RNA polymerase II cis-regulatory region sequence-specific DNA binding; I-SMAD binding; DNA-binding transcription factor activity, RNA polymerase II-specific. Lineage: Eukaryota; Metazoa; Arthropoda; Insecta; Diptera; Drosophilidae. Gene Ontology annotation, cellular component: heteromeric SMAD protein complex. The transcript has 4 exons. Bases 337 to 1704 code for a protein of 455 amino acids. Gene Ontology annotation, biological process: SMAD protein signal transduction; regulation of transcription by RNA polymerase II; transforming growth factor beta receptor signaling pathway.